GAGUGUGCGAUGAGGGAGGAAGUUUGUGGGCGUGAGUUACUGUGCCUUGUUUAUCCGUGUGUUGUAUUUUUAACUUGAUAUUGAAAGACAGGCCGUGUUACGAAAUGUGCGUAGUUUGUUGUCAAGACACUGUCAUCUAAUCCAAGGAAAUGCAUUUUGCAGAAUCAACAACUUAGAAAUUUUUCUUUUUGUUUUGUUUUUUUUUGGGAGUAAGUAAGACACUACGAGAAAGGGAAAAAAGACGCUGAAUAGUUAUCACAGUGCUUCACUCUUCGUUUGGGUGAUUCACUGGGAAGUGCGAUGUACAUUGGCAUGUCGAGGAUGAGAGGACUGUAUUUAUAAACAUGACUUCUGUGUGGAAAAGACUGCAGCGAGUUAACAAGAGAGCAGCAAAAUUUCAGUUUACUAUUUCCUAUCACCAGCUAACGUUAGAGACUACUUCGAAAUGGAAGCCAACAAAAUUAAGUGUUGUAUGGACUCGCCGAAGUCGACGUGUUGUAACAGAGCCCUUGGCGUGGGAACCAACCAUGAAAGAUCCACUACGUGGUGUUGUCGUCUGGGCAGUUCCAGAGAAUAAAGAAAUUACAGUAACAUUAUUCAAAGAUCCAAGAACACAGGAACUGGAAGACAAGGACUGGACUUUUCUAGUUGAAGAUGUUCCAGCAACUGGCAAACGUCGUCAGUUGGCAGCAACAAAUAUUAACAUGCGCAAAUAUGCCAGUGUAGAGUCCAAGCAGAGUCAUUUGAACAUGACUUUGAAACCAGUAACUAAGAAAAUUGUUGGUGCCACGUUGGAGGCAACACUAUUUUGUGUUCUUGUCCGGGAAGGGAAAGCCACAGAUGAAGAUAUGCAGAGUAUGGCGAGCCUGAUGAGUAUGAGUGACAUAGCACCUCUUGAAGAUUUUGAGGAUGAGGAGGAAGAUAGUUCAAAACUUCAGGAAGUGGCGGAUCUUGCAAAUCAGAUUGACUUAUUGACUAAUAGUUUGAGUGAGUCAGAAUUUGCUAGCACACCCAUCAGUGUUGCAAGUUUGUCCUCAUAUAUUAAAGAUGAAACAACACCUAUAGCAACUGAAAAUAUGAGCUUCAUGGGGGACUCAGUAGUUACAGGGAUUCCAGAUGUUGUUGCUGAACUAGAUAAAAAGAGUGAUGAUGCAAGAAGCAAAAGCAUGAUUGAAAACAGUACUCAUGGUGCCCCACAAGAGACCCUGGAAAUUCAAGAAAAGGAGAGUACUCCCAAAAGAAAGUUGAGCCUGAAUUUGCAGCCUCUGAAUUUUGAGCAGGGUGAACGAAAAUCUCCAAAACUUGCAGAAACCACUCCAGGCCAAGACCUAUUGGAGUGGUGCAAAGAGGUAACCCAAGAUUAUCCUGGAGUGAAAGUGACCAAUCUAACAACAUCUUGGAGGAAUGGCAUGGCCUUCUGUGCUGUUAUACAUCAUUUCCGUCCAGAUCUUAUAGAAUUUGAUUCACUCUCCACUCAUGAUGUAAAAGGAAAUUGUAAGAAAGCAUUUGAGGCUGGUGAAGCCCUGGGAAUACCAAAGGUGAUUGAACCAGGAGACAUGGAUUUGUUAACAGUGCCAGACAAGUUGGCAGUAAUGACAUAUUUAUAUCAGUUGAGGGCCCAUUUCACAGGCCACGAACUGGAAGUGCAGCAAAUUGGGAAAACAACUGAUGAGUCUUCAUACAUGGUUGGUCGUUUCAAUACGGAUACUGACACGGAUGUCACAGUCCAGCUGUUUGGCCAAGAAAUUAUGAAUCUCCGCAAACGGGAAACAGCAGAGCGAAAUCAGCAGAACAGGUCUUCGUACAGGAGGUCUGCUUCAAUUGAUUCGGAAGGAACAGGUGACAGUGAAGGAAACAAAAGUGCAGUUCUUUCCCCAAAGACAGCUCGGCAGAACUCUUUACUUAGGCUCCGGUUACCACUUGUGUCCGGUGACUCUGGGGACAAUUCAGAAAAGUCUCCAACAUCGGUAAAAGAUGUCAAAGACAAAAUUCUUGCCAGCUCAAAGAGUAUAAUUGGAAAAGUUUUGUCCCCUACCAAGGACAAAUUUAAUAGAGAAAAGAGUAAAUCUCCAGUAGCAAAUACUCAGCGUCCAGUACUUAUGACAAGGCGUCAACUGACUGAUCCGUUUGCAUCAGAUGAAGAAGAUGAGAGUCCCAAAAAUGAUGGCGAAGAAAAGAAAUCUCCAACAAAUACGGUGUCCCUCUAUCGCUUGUCACAAGACAGUCAAUCUGUUAAAUCAUAUGACACGAAGAUGAACAAAGAGAACCCAGACGUGCAGGACCAGCCUGCUUCACCCGCCCAUAGUGAACCACUUACACGACAUCAAAUUCUAACACGUCAUGAUGAAUUGAGAGAGCGUGCUCGUCAGCUCCUGGAACAAGCCAGAAGAGAAGUAACAAUUCGUGGGACUAACAGCCAUUUAACAGUUCAGUCACCAGUCAAGGAUGAUGAGGAGAGGCAGCAACAGUUACGAGAAAGAGCACGAAAGCUUAUUGCUGAAGCAAGAAUGGGUGUUGUUCCUACUUCACCAAUCACAGGUGCUAGUGACAAUAGUCCUUCUAGGGAGAAUGAAAAGUCUGAUGACCAGAAUAAUGUUUUGUCACGGACUUUGGAGAGAAUGAAAGAAUCAUCUCCAGUGCAAUCACCAGAGCAUAAAGAUGAGCAGAAUGGUAACAUCACGCCAUGGAGUCCAACGAAAAGUCCGACUAGUCCUACAAAGGUUUUGGAGACCUCUGAUAAUAGUCAUGUUGCACAAAAUAUUAUGGAUGAAGCAAACACUAAUAAACCAGCAAUAUCACCACUUCAUUCAUUCUCUGCUCUUAUGGAUAGAAUUUCACCAGAAAAGUCUCCAGACGCUCAUCAAAGAGGGUGUGGAAAGGAUGUAAAUAACUACAUACAGAAUGAACUGGAAGCAUUAGAACGAGAGCAGAAACAAAUAGAUAAACAGGCUGCAUUGCUUGAAAAAGAUCUACGGAAGGUAAUGGAAGCAGGUAAUGACAGGGAAAGAGAAGAAAUACUUAUGUCUAAAUGGUUCACAUUAGUCAACAAGAAAAAUGCGUUGCUAAGGAGACAAAUGCAGCUGAAUAUCCUUGAGAAAGAGGAUGAUCUAGAAAGAAGAUCUGAGCUGUUAAACAGAGAACUUCGCAGUAUAUUGGCGAUUGAAGAGUGGCAGAAAACAGAAGAGCAGAAGGUGCGUGAAAAUUUGCUGUUAGAUGAGCUGGUAACCAUUGUAAACAAGAGAGAUGAGCUUGUCCAUCAUUUGGACACCCAAGAAAGAGCUAUUGAAGAUGAUGAUGAAAUUGAGAGAGAUGUUAGCAGAGUUGGAAUUGGCCAACAAAACCGAAAUUGUGUAAUUCAGUGAAAUGUCGCUCCUAUAAUAUACAAGACUGUAUAUACAUAUAUGGCUGUCAUUAAAACAUUGUGCUGCCAAAGAUCACCAUAGUCAUCAUCAUGUCGCUGCCGUGUGCUCCUUGCUGGGUCUUGUUUUUACACUUUUUUAAAAAUUGUACUCCAUUAUGUAAUAAGAACACAAGUGUGUAUAUGUGCGACUGUUGUGGCUACCUAGAAAUUAAUUUGUGUUCUCUGUUUAUGUUGUUGUUUCUUUUGGAUAUGUGCAGAUUCUGUCUUGGCACAAUCACCCAAAUCACACUUUGUUUCUUGGAAAUACAGAGAGAUGUUGAAGUGCACAAUGAGUCUGCUUGCAUGUAAUUGGCAGAGACUGUGAUUUAUUUUGUGACGCCAAAGGCUUUCCCGGCGUAAUAGCUGAUAAUAUUCUUCUCUGGUGUGCAGCCGGAUCAUAAUGUCAUCUUGACACACUAUUUCAGUGGUCCAACUGGCCGCCAUCUUCAGGUGAGAGUGCUGGUACACGAUCUCACCGGAACUGACUACUCAGCACAUGUGGCGGCCCCUAUAAAGGCCGCAGAAGGCCCAC
This is a messenger RNA of Schistocerca cancellata (South American locust), 3932 nucleotides long. RefSeq names its product EH domain-binding protein 1 (gene Ehbp1). Lineage: Eukaryota; Metazoa; Arthropoda; Insecta; Orthoptera; Acrididae. The record is from RefSeq and is a predicted model, not a curated record. Gene Ontology annotation, molecular function: protein binding.